ACACCAGAAUUGGAAAAAUGUCGAGAUCCUGUCAGGGUCUUCUGGUUUAGAGGUGGAAGAAGUUAGAAAUGGGAAGGGGUUUGAGCACACAGAUGAGGAUUCUGAAGACCAGGGUAAAGAGCGGAUCUCGCGGCGGCGGCAGCAAGAGCCUCGGCUCCGGGCAGGGAGCCGGAGAGACAUGAGCUUUUCUGGCACCAAAGCCCUGAGCAGCAGCGCCAAGAACCAGGACACUGUUGGCAUGAAGGUGAAGAAGGCGCCGCCGAGCGAGGGGCUCCCGGCUACCACCGAGGAGGAGCUGCUGAAGAAGGAAACUGUGACCCCCGAGGACGUGCUGGGGCUGCAGAAGAUCACCCAGAAUUAUUUAUGUGCUCCUGAAGACAACGUUUACAAUAUCGAUUUCACACGGUUCAAAAUUCGGGACAUGGAAUCAGGCGCCAUCUUAUUCGAAAUCACCAAACCACCUUCCUCCGACCGUGACCAAGGAGAUAAGAAAGAGGUGGACAGCAACGCUGGGCGGUUUGUACGCUACCAGUUCACUCCAGCCUUCCUUCGCCUCCGACAAGUUGGAGCCACGGUUGAGUUCACAGUGGGCGAUAAACCCAUUAACAGCUUCCGAAUGAUCGAGAGACACUAUUUCCGGGACCAGCUGUUGAAGAGCUUUGACUUUGAGUUUGGGUUCUGCAUCCCCAGCAGCAAGAACACGUGUGAGCACAUCUACGAGUUCCCGCAGCUCUCUGAGGAGCUUAUUCAGGAAAUGGUCACACGACCGUACCAGACUCAGUCAGACAGUUUCUACUUUGUGGAUAACAAGCUGGUGAUGCACAACAAGGCCGACUAUGCCUAUGGAAACGGACCUUGAGAAGGCGGCCAGCUCCGUGCUGCUUCCGACUCUGUAGCAUCGCCCUCGGGGAGCCCGAGCCUGCGGAACGCCAAGAGCAUCAGGGAAUGUCAGAUGGGGAGCCUCUGGUUCAGCUCCUGUCACUCCUAACCCAUUAACCUGUGGUUUCUCACUGCGAUCACUGACACCAAUCAGAAUAACCCUUCAGUGUCACCCCUUUCACCCUGAUCCUUCGAUAAAUUCACUGUGUUUGAGAUCAAGGAGCUGGGGUCCCACAGAGAGGUGGCAGCUUGAGGAGGGCAGUGCCUCCCCAUGGCUGCUCAGCAGAGACCCUGAGCUCAAAAUAGGACAUUACUGUCUGAGGCCAGCGUCCACUCAACAUUGAUCUCGAGUAUCUCCAUUUAGACAAUCAGGGUGUCUCAGCCUGGGCUUUCCAUAAGGAUUGGUGUUAAUUUCCCAGUGACGUGGUGGGAGUGAGCCUGCAGGUUUCCCUGUUUGCUGUUCUCUGUGUUUCUGUGUUUAUCAGCAACUGGACUGGCCGAGUCUUUAGUGUGUCCCCACUGCCCCCCAGUGUGACCCGGUUUCUAGUGCUUGACCUUACACAUUUGAAUUUAAAUAUUUAUUUUUUAAGUAGAACUGGGCGAGGAGAAAAGUCAAAUUAUUUUAAUUUCCCGAUCCUUUGUGCUGAUUGUUUUUUUUGUCAGUCUGUGAGAAUUUGUUGAGAUUCUGUAAAAUUACUUCAAGUUUCUUGCUCUUUAUUGUGAAGUUGUUGAGUGUAAUGUCACCUGAACAAUAGCUCAACAUGUAUAAAAAGAACUUUGAAAAAGA
Chiloscyllium plagiosum (whitespotted bambooshark) is the source of this 1666-nucleotide messenger RNA. It is a transcript of the gene unc119a1, whose product is annotated as unc-119 lipid binding chaperone a1. The record is from RefSeq and is a predicted model, not a curated record. Gene Ontology annotation, molecular function: lipid binding. Gene Ontology annotation, biological process: visual perception; positive regulation of protein tyrosine kinase activity; negative regulation of clathrin-dependent endocytosis. Gene Ontology annotation, cellular component: centrosome; spindle pole; intercellular bridge. NCBI's taxonomy places the organism in Eukaryota, Metazoa, Chordata, Chondrichthyes, Orectolobiformes, Hemiscylliidae.